AGAUGCGCAAACUGUCAUGAGACCAUGCAGGAUGCAGCUCAAACCCUCCUUCCUCUCCUAACGGUUGACCCUCCUGACUCCUAGCGGCAAAUGGGUAGAGGACAGUGUCAAAAGGACGAGUGUAAGCGGUGAUCUUUACUUCCCCCUCUCCAAUGAAAUUUGCGCAGCUGUGGAGCAUGUUUUCGCUCUUGUACCUACUUUGAUGGAUUUCAUACGGCUGCGUGUAGCAUACCAAACAUCCUGUUAUAAAAUUCUGCUCUCAGUAAUUCAUGGUGGCACAGAUUGCAAUGCGAACUGUGGAGGCUGACUUUCCAUUUUAUCCUCCUCUAUUUGUGGCUACUGCCACGCCCUCCCGACUGGCCAGGAAAAAGUUUAACAAGUGUCUUUCAGGUUCAGACUAACCGCCGCUUUUGUACAAAAGGCUCCCAAAGGAAAGGAGAGGAUUCCUUUGGAAGACAUAUUAAGCCUCUUAGCAUCUGAAUACUAAAACGGUUAGACUAGAAAAAAGAAAUAAAUUGACCUGCUUAUCUUUACUAGAGCUGCUUUGUUUCUCAUUUUAAAGAAACAAGAAUAUCAGUUCUGAAGAUGCUAUGCGCUCUUUCUCGAUGAAACCUUGAGGUUCUGAGCUGCGACUUUUUUCUGAUACCACUGCAAACAUUUUCACUUUGACAGCUGAGGGACCAGUGUAAGGAGCGAGUUGGUCACUUUGGAUGAUGGCUGGGUGUUGUGUGUCGGCGGAGGACAGGGAGACCAAGAGGAUCAACGACGCGAUCGAGGAGCAGCUGCGGAGAGACAAGAAGGACUCUCGCAGGGAGCUGAAGCUGCUGCUGUUAGGAACUGGUGAGAGUGGAAAGAGCACCUUUAUCAAACAAAUGAGGAUCAUUCAUGGAGGAGGGUACACAGAUGAGGACAAGAGGAGCUACGCUAAGCUUGUCUUCCAGAACAUCUACACAUCAAUGCAGACCAUGAUCCGAGCCAUGGGGGCACUGAGUAUAUCUUUCUCUGAUCCCCAGAACCAGGGCCAUGCAGACUCAGUCCUGGAAGUGGAAGUGGACAAGGUAGAGGAGUUAGAUCAAAACCUUGUGGUGGCCAUCAGGAAUUUGUGGAAUGAUGCAGGAAUACAGGAGUGCUAUGACCGGCGCAGAGAGUAUCAGUUGUCUGACUCCACCAAAUACUAUCUCACUGACCUGGAUCGGAUUGCACAACCAUCUUAUUUACCUGAUCUUCAGGACAUCCUCAGAGUCCGGGUGCCAACCACAGGUAUCAUUGAGUACCCCUUUGACAUGGAGAAUGUCAUUUUCAGGAUGGUGGAUGUGGGUGGUCAGAGGUCAGAAAGAAGGAAGUGGAUCCACUGCUUUGAGAAUGUCACCUCCAUCAUCUUCCUGGUGGCGCUCAGUGAAUAUGACCAGGUCCUGGCUGAAUGUGACAACGAGAAUCGUAUGGAGGAGAGCAAAGCCCUGUUCAAAACCAUCAUCACCUACCCCUGGUUUGAGAAGUCCUCUGUCAUUCUUUUCCUCAACAAAACCGACAUCCUCCAGGAGAAGAUUAUGCAUUCUCACAUAGCCACCUACUUCCCUGAAUUCACAGGACCCCAGCAGGAUCCAGUAGCAGCGCAAGAAUUCAUCCUCAAAAUGUACCAAGAACAAAACCCAAACAAGGACAAGAAGCUGUACUCUCACUUCACCUGCGCCACAGACACAGAAAACAUCCGCUUUGUCUUCGUGGCCGUCAAAGACACCAUCCUCACAGCCAACCUUAAGGACUUCAACCUGGUGUAAAAUAGAGGGGAUUUUAAAAAGUAAGAAAAAACAGAAGGUAAAGUCACAUAAUGUUUAGCAAUACAUGAGAAAAAUCUAAAAACAUCUGAAAAUUGUUUUCAAUUUAAACCAGUGAAUUUAAACUGAAGUGCCUGAACAGAUUGUGUAGUUUUGUCUUUAAAAUGUAACUUUGUAUAGAUGUAGUUUUUAUUUUUGUCUCUACUGCAUACAGGUAUCCUGUAAAUGAUACUUUACGGUAGUACUACAAAUGUGAAAAUUAGUGGGAAGGAACUUCAAACCUCUUCUACAGUGUGAACUACUUGGAAAAUACAUACAAGUCUGAGUGCUUUAACUUAAAUAUAAUAUAUUCUCACUUAGCCGUUGAUUAGAGUGCCUUUAGGCUUGAAACACUGAGCCUUUACCAGAGCCUUACUUAGCUUCAUCAGUUUCUCUUGGUGUCAUAUACAAACUGCAUUUCCAAAAAAGGUGGAGUUUUUCUAAAGUGCAACAUCCAUUCAUCCAUUCUCCUCUGCUCAUACUUCCCUUUCCCCAGCCACUUCCUCCAGCUCAUCCAGGGUUAUGCCAAGGCAUCCCAAGAGACAUAGUCUCCUCCUGGUGGGAUGUGCCUGUAACAUAAAAUUUAAAUCUGUAAUUUGCAAAGAAAUUUAUUUUUUGGUGUAUAUUUACUGACAAAUAAAUAUAGAAUUUGAUAUACAUACACCCCCCCCCCCCCCCCCCCCCCCCCCAAAAAAAAAAAGCUGUAAUGAAGGCAUGUCUAUCAUUAUGUCAAGUUCCUCUUCCUUUUAAAAAAUUGUUUAGGAAACUAGGUAAAUGAUGAUUGCAGUUCUGAUGGAGGAAUCUAUUUCCAUUCUUGGUAAACAUAUCUUCAUCAUGUGGUCUUCAUCAGCAGACUAGACUGCAGGCAGGCCCGUCAAGUACAUACACUCUGCAUGUUUGAAUCUGCACUGUUGUGCAGAAUGAUGACCGAUAUUAUCCUGUUGAAUAACCACCAAACUUCCAAGGAAAGACGUUGCCUUGGUGACAUAUUUCUCCCCAAAAUUCCAACAUACACCUCUGCAUCAAUGCAAGCUUCACACAUUAUGCAAAUUCAUGCCAUGGACACUGAAGCAUCUCCAUGCAAAUAAGAAGAGGUAAAUACACCUCUACCUCGUAACAGCCUGAAUAGCCUUUCUGAUUUGUGGCAUACAGAGACAGAAUUCCAUCUUUUUUUUUUUUUUUCUAAAGGCAACUAAAUUAUGAAAUCGUCUGACAAGAGAAAACAUCUCCACUCUCUCAAUGUCUCCCUGAGAUGAGUUUGUGUCCAGAAAACUUAGAGGCAUGUCUGCACAGAGUUGAUUUUUGACUCCCUCUUUGCUUAACAUUUCAGGUUGGAUUUCUGAAUGCAGCAGUAGAAUGUAAAAUAAAAAAAAAUAAAAAAAAUUCAAGGGCCUCCUGAGCUCAUGUGGGUUCAUUGCAACAUAGCUUCUCAUGCAGGUCUGAACUGAGAGCUCAACGGUCACAUACAUCCAACAAUGUUUUCCAUCAAUGACCUUUACACACUGGAAUUUCCCCACACUCCCUGAAGCGUUUCAUUAUUUUGCACUACAAUUCUGUUUUUGUUAAAAAACAAAACAACGAAAAAAAAAGGUUGCCGAUUCUAUAAGUUCGAUACAACACGAUCAAGCCAUGACCCACCCUUGCUUGCAAUGACUAAACCUUUUGUGAAUGUGCCUUUUAUACCCAAUCCUGACACCUUCACCUGGGACCAGUUAAUCUGCUGAUUGGACACUCCAGAACUGGUAUAUUCUGUGGACUGCCAUCGUCUUUUUUAGGCCACCGCCUAAUAUUUUUUGAGUGUGUUGUUGGUAUAAAAUUCUAUUUUUUUUUUUGCAAAAGAUCAGUGAAACCACUGAAAAUGACAUUUUCAUUCUUACUGCAUUUCUCUAAUCUUUCCUGGAAAUGGGGUUUGUACAAUAAUGUGAGUUGUGCUUGGAGAAUUGGGAUCUAAGAAUUAAUUUAAAGAAGGAAUUAAAAUUGUAAUGAAUAAAACAUGUACUGUUUGUUGUGAAAAGUUCAACAGUAGUUGUACUUGAAAUUUUCAUUGUACAGAUGAUGAAUAAAGACAGUGCAGAAAC
Messenger RNA from Melanotaenia boesemani (Boeseman's rainbowfish), 3892 nucleotides. RefSeq names its product guanine nucleotide-binding protein subunit alpha-14-like. Bases 711 to 1778 code for a protein of 355 amino acids. NCBI's taxonomy places the organism in Eukaryota, Metazoa, Chordata, Actinopteri, Atheriniformes, Melanotaeniidae. Gene Ontology annotation, molecular function: guanyl nucleotide binding; G-protein beta/gamma-subunit complex binding; G protein-coupled receptor binding. Gene Ontology annotation, cellular component: heterotrimeric G-protein complex. The record is from RefSeq and is a predicted model, not a curated record. Gene Ontology annotation, biological process: action potential; phospholipase C-activating dopamine receptor signaling pathway; adenylate cyclase-modulating G protein-coupled receptor signaling pathway. The transcript has 7 exons.